Molecule: messenger RNA, 2573 nt
Organism: Chlamydomonas reinhardtii
Lineage: Eukaryota; Viridiplantae; Chlorophyta; Chlorophyceae; Chlamydomonadales; Chlamydomonadaceae
Exons: 12
Coding region: 294-1838 (514 amino acids)
Biological process (GO): L-phenylalanine catabolic process
Cellular component (GO): cytoplasm
Molecular function (GO): homogentisate 1,2-dioxygenase activity
Source: RefSeq, a predicted model, not a curated record
CUUUCCUGAAAAACAGCAUUGGAACCCAGCGAGCACAGCGACUGCACGCGAAAGCUCCCUAUCGUCAUAGCCCAAAACCCUCGUUCCCGCGCGACAGCCUUUUUGUUGCUCUGAGCUCGCGCACGACCAGAAGGGCGCCUUCUUCAGGUCCGGUGACUCAAGCGCCACACGCGGCUGUAACGCCAGCGCGAGCCUCGCCAGAGCCAGCGCGCAGCUGGGGUGACAGUUGGCCCCGGCGUCGCGACUGCUCGACUCCGUCUGCGGUUCCGGAAGAGCUGGCUCCGCCGACUGGGAUGGCGGCCGAGUCAGCCUCGCCGCUGCAGUACCAGUCGGGGUUCGGCAAUGAGUUCUCAUCAGAAGCGCUGCCGGGAGCACUACCGCAGACACAGAACAACCCCAAAACAUGCCCUUACGGCUUGUACGCUGAGCAGCUGAGCGGCACGCACUUCACCGCGCCACGUGUGCUCAACCGGCGCUCCUGGCUGUACCGCAUCCGGCCGUCCGUCACGCACGAGCCCUUCCACCCCAUCAACUUCCCAAACGAGACCCUUACUGCCGACUUCACGGGAGGCACAGUGACUCCCAACCAGCUGCGCUGGCGGCCCUUUCCCGUGCCCAGCGAGCCCGUGGACUGGGUGCGGGGGCUGUUCACGCUGUGCGGCACCGGCAAGGCCGCCACCAAGGAGGGUUUCGCCAUCCACGUUUACACCUGCAAUCAAUCCAUGGACACAUCGGCACUCGCCAACGCAGACGGAGACUUCCUCAUCGUGCCGCAGCAGGGCGCUCUGCGGCUCAAGACGGAGUUGGGGUUGCUGGACGUGGCGCCGGGCGAGAUCGCUGUGGUGCCUCGCGGCGUGCGAUUCAGUGUGGUGCUGCGGUGCGCGGCGGCGCGGGGUUAUGUGCUGGAGACCUUCCAGGGCCAUUUCACUCUCCCGGACCUGGGGCCCAUCGGCUCCAAUGGGCUUGCCAGUCCGCGCGACUUCCUUCACCCUGUGGCCUGGUACGAGGACGUGGAGGGCGUGUCGUACCAGGUACUCCACAAGCUGGAGGGCCACCUCUUCACCGCCCACCAGACCUUUUCCCCCUUCAACGUGGUGGCCUGGCACGGCAACUACGUGCCGUACAAGUACGACCUGGCACGAUUCUGCCCCGUGAACGCCGUGGCCUUCGACCACCCGGACCCGUCCAUCUUUACGGUGCUCACGGUGCCUGGUCUGGUGCCCGGCUCGCCGCCCACCGCCGACUUUGUCAUCUUCCCGCCGCGCUGGCUCGUGGCGGAGCACACCUUCCGGCCGCCCUACUACCACCGCAACACAGCCAGCGAGUUUAUGGGCCUCAUACGCGGGCAGUACGAGGCUAAGCAGGACGGCGGCUUCCUGCCGGGCGGCGCCAGUCUGCACCUGUGCAUGACGCCGCACGGACCCGACACAGCCACCUUCGAACGAGCGGCGGGGGAGGGCGCGGCGGCGGCGGCACCAGACGGGCCGGCACACCUGGGACACGACACGCUGGCGUUCAUGUUUGAGACCACUGCCAUACCGCGCAUCACGCCGGCCGCGCUGGGCUGCCCCGCAGUGGACCGUGACUACUACAAGUGCUGGGUCGGACUCAAGAGCCAUUUCAGUCCCACAGCGGUGCCGGGCAAGUCCAAGCUGGGGCACGCAGACGGGGGCAGUGGUGUGGCGCCCGGUGCCGGGCCCCAUUCCGACGCCAACGGUAACGGCAACGGCAAUAGCGCCCUUGGGGCCGAGGCUGGCAAAGACAGCGCCGUGGCGGCGGCCGUGGUGGCGGCGGGGUUGGGGUUGCUGACGCAGGAGCCUGCUGGUGUGCACGUGUAAGGGGGUGGCAAAAAUGUGACGAGACAGGUGGCGGUGGCGGGAGCGCAUGUAGGAGAUGUGAGUGCUUGGGCGUGGCCAUGAGGGGGCCCUGGCGCCGCGGGGCAACAGCGGUGCACCAUAGGCAUGGGUGUAGCCUUUCGACUGAGAGGAUUGGCAGCAACACUCGGGCUUGCACACUCAUUGCCCCCUGUUGCAACGUCGCAAGCAUAACUGUGCUAUGCUGUCGUUUCGGUCGGCGGUCAGUACAUGGGUGCGUGUACUGGGCGCGGUUGGACAGAGUUGGCAGAGUCCCGUAGUGUGCAACGUAUGCCCAGACCCCAACACUCAAACUGCAGGCCCAAGCAAAAAAACUGUGUUCGUUGCAUGUACGACAGAGGGUCAUGAAUUCGUGUGUGCGUAAUUCCCAUGCAGUUGUUGCAGUCACUGCAGGUUGUCAAGUGCUACGUACAACAGCUGAUGCGUUUGUUAAUCAUAGUUGUGUCGAUAUAAAUGUUGCUCCAGUAGUCCUGGGCGUGUAUUGCUGGAUGUUGAUUUUGCUUUGGGACUUGGUGACUUACGCGCCGUACGUGCUGCACAUUCAGCGGCCCUCUGCAGCUCAUUCUCUGUCAAGUACCGGUAUGCCGCCUUGCGUGCUUAGAGCGCGUGGCCACGACCUCUUGCAGACUGGCGCAAACCGCGCAAGCUACGCGGCGGGAGGAGGAGCUGGAGUGGGUAGCUUUGUAAGGGUCUGCAAGG